CAAAAUUGUUUUUGUUUUUUUCAAUCUUAAAAGUGACAAUAACUGUAUUAUAUAACAAUACUGUCUUAAAUAAUUUGAGCAGUUUAUUCAUGUUAUGUUUCAAUAUAGUUUAACAUCUUUGUCAAAAGUAUUUAAACAUCAUAUAUUAUCAAAACCGUCAUUUUCAGCUUGUCUUAUUUUGAAGAAAAUAAAAAAAGGAAAUUGUUACAGCAGUGGUUUCAGUGUCGGCGUAAGCGGUGUGAAAAAACCCUUAAAGCUUGGCUAUAGCUUAAAACGGUUUAGGAUAUUUAAAUAAAACUUAGUUUACAUGUUGAUAGACUAUACGCACAUACAUAUGAAGGCCAGUAACUCUGAUAUUUAAAUUUGUCAAGUUAUGCCCCUUGUAUCCUAAAUGAAGGACAAGCGUUGAUGUUCACUCCCUAUAACUUAAACGCAUGUGAAUUCAAUCACUUAAAACUUGAUGUUAGUUUAAAACAAAAGUGGAAGGUGUGAUUCAUCUUAUGUGUAUAUAUCAUCUAUAAUAUUUUAGCAAAAAUAAGCUAAUAAUUUUCCUAUUUUAGUUAUACCCAAAUGCGUUUUUUGUUUUGUGUUAUUUCACUUUCGGCGUCGAAGCAGCUGAUGUGCUCUUCUUGAUAUAAAUGUGUGCCACUAGUGUUUUGCCACUUUAACAUGUAUCUUGAUUUUUUAAAACCCAGCAAGAUUCCAACCGCCCCCACACCCCAAGCUUUUUAAAAGUAAAGCGGGAAAGGAAAAAUACCCUUUUUUUGCAAAACAGUCUGCUGGGGACGGAUGUUCUCGGGUCGAUAUGACCUACUUUGUAACACAUUUUGCAAACAAAAUUCACCAAUCUUGUCUCAAUGAAGCUUUCUAUCGAAAACAUAAAUCAUUACAUGGCAUGCAAUAUAAAGUUGUAACAUGCAAUGAACUCGAUUCCUUCAAGUACAUCUGAUGUAUUUUGCUAUAGAUAAGUUUGUAUAUAUACAUUUAGUACAUUAUAACUCCUGCUAAUCAAUUAAUUUUAAACGACCCCCACCUUGUGUUUCGCAGGCUCAUGUUCCCUUUAAUUACGAAGCGGCCGAAUAUUUGCCUAUGUUUUCAAUAAUAUUAAAGGUCGUUUAAAAAUAACUUGUGAUAAGCAUGAGUUUUAAUGUACUUAAUGUAAAUACGCAUGUGGAAAACCAUGGAUGAUAUUUUAGUGAAGUGAACUAUGUUGUUAUCUUGUUUAUAUGGUCCUGUUAUCAGUUGCAGUUCAUAUGACAAUGAUUGUAAUUGGUUACCGAACAAGCUUCGACUUGGUAAUUUGAUUCAUGUUCGCCCGUGUUCGGAGACGGGCAGAUAAAAUGCGGAAGACUGAAUUUAAAAAAACAUGACGAAUUAAAAGGAGACAAUUUAUGCAAAUGUUUACGACAUGGUCAAAUUCGUAUAAAGAUACUACACUUAUGUAACGGGUUGUAUCAUUAUGAAAUUUUAGAUUAGCAAGACAAUCUCUUAGGGUCAGUCAUAACCUUUUCGAUUUUCAUGGCAAUUUAAUCAAACUUGAAGUGAAUGUAAAGCAACAGUGUAGGGUGUAUUUCGCAUUAGAUUUGUGCUCUCAUUUUAUAUAGUUGCACAAUUUUGCGUUCAAAGUAAUAGUUUUUGUCGCCGCCAUAACUGUUUUCAUAUUUGUAUAUAUGUCUACGAGGCUCGUAGCACCAAAAGUUAUAUUUUCAGGGGUAAAAUUUAUGCAUUUUUCCAUGAAAAUAAACAUUGUUUUCUUUUCAUUUUAAGCUUAUGACUCAUUAAAAACAAAAUAAAUUGGUAUUUGAUUGUAAAGUCGGUCAAAAUUGAGCGAAAUGACGUUAUACUACAAACGACGUGAUUCAUUUUCCUUCCCAGCACUAUGUGCGAUAACAUUCGUGUUUUUUUAAUAAAGUAAAACAGUGAACUCAUGUUACGAUUAAUUCACUUCUCAAACGGUGAGUUAAUCAUUUAUUUCCAAUGAACUUCUGAAUAGCAUGUCAUAAAAGAACUCUGCAAUCAGAUCUAAUUAACUCAAUUUACCAGGCGGCAAUGAUUUCGAUUAACAACCUUCUUAGAAAUAAAAUGAUAAAAUAGCAGGUAGGAACGCCUGCUACGCCUUUCAGUUUCCCAACUUAUUAUGUUGGUCAUGAGUACGCCUUACCAUUUAGUCCUUGCAUGAUAUUUUAUCUGAUUUGGUUGAUUGUAUUUCCCUAGAUAAUUUACAGAUAUUUUAUCUGCAUUCCACUUUAUGACUUGUUCGUUUCCCGUCAAUUAAACAUGUACAUAUAGCACGCUUAUUAUAGUUCAAGAUAACAAUGUAAAAACAUUCGAUGAAUAUUGCACAAUAUCUGAACUAUCUUAACUAACGAUUGUUUAAAAGUUAGUCCACACCAAAUUGAUGUCAUGGUCAGCGAGCGAACGAACGCAUCAUGUUUAAAUUUUUUAAAGCGAUUGUGGUAGUGUGAACAAAUAAUUGCGUAUUUUUAUCAUUGAAUUUACAUGAUUUCAUACCCAAAUUCAACAUCAGAUAGUAUCUUAUACAUUUUUACAUAUUUAAUGUACUUUAAAGCCAAACUCUAGUUUCGGUUUGUAGUUUAACUGCUACAGUUCAUAAAAAUGGUAAUAUUAGUGUUCCAGGGCACAUUUAUUUAAUACAUAGUUUGUUUGAGGGAUUUUAUGCGUGUAUUGUGAUUACAUAUUUUUGUAAGAAUAUCUCAAUGAUUUAGACGCGCACUGGCCUACUGGAAUGUCUCACCUUUUACGUAUCAAUAUGUUGAAAACUUUACUUGACAAAAAGAAACUAUACAAUUGAAGGGCAAUACUUAUUUUGCACGAUAACUAUUGAUUGCAGAAUCCGAUAAUCUGUUUAACAUUUCUGCUACAAGGAGCUUAGGAUUUAUUCAGAUUUCCAUCUCAAACUUAGUUUAAAGCCCAUUUUUAAAAUCUUAUUUAAUGGCAAAUGUUGGCCAUUGGAUAUUGGGAAACUUAAUAAUCGAUAAAAACUCAAGGGAUAUGCCUUAGUUAUUUUCAUUUGACGGAUUUCAUAAUAUUUGUCUAUAUUUAAGGGUUUUAAUUAAGCAUUUAACGAUGAGAAUUACUAAAUGCUUGUGUUUAAACAAUUUAGAUCACAUGUUUAUGAAGAUUAUGUAUUUCGAAUCAACGUUUAUUUGUGCGUGCGGCGAGGAAUUUGAAAGAAAAACAAUUAUGUUGAAAUCGGAAUUCGUCGGUGGAGAACAUCUCAUGACUAAUGCAUCAGUUUGGUGUAGUCAAUAAGUAGGAAUCCAUUGUUUCAAACAAAAUAAUCAUAAAAGUCCCAUAUUGCGUAAUUAUCUCUCGAGCGUAGUAUAUAAAGCAGCUGAGUACCUACAAUUUAAAGAUACACAAUUUGGUUUUGAAAGGUUUGGAGCAUAUAACAUUAGAUAGUGUUUACAUAUUCUUAAUGAGAAUGAAAAGUGAAGGACUUUAAUCGUACGAAAUAUUCGCCGUUGAUAACGUGUUCUAUAUGAUAACAUUUUAAUAUAUUUGAUUAAUUUGUUGAAAUAAGUGAUCGAGGUUUGAUCUAGCGGAUCGGUUCACAAUACAACAUUAGUAGAUACCGUUUUACACGAUGCCCGGGAAAGAAUACCAGUUAUUUCUCAGAGGUCUCAAAGGGACAACGACUAGAAUUGCAAUUGAUGAGGAUGCUUCCAUCGCUUCCCUGCGUAAGAAAUGCUCAGACAUAUCUGGAGUCCCUGAUGAUGAAAUGCGUGUCCUGUACUGCAGCAAAGAGCUGCGAUCUGAGGAUGAGCAUGGCGACGCAAACUACCUUGAAGAUUAUGACAUUAAAGACGAAGGCAACUUGACUCUUGUGCUGCGGCUCCUUGGUGGAUCGAAUGAGCCAGAGGAUUUGAGUCCACCGCCAAAAUUGUAUGAGGGGGAAGUUACAUUGACCGACAAGCCCGAUAUGUUUACCCUAGAUGACGAAAAAGGAGGCCAGCGUGCUGAGAUGCCAUGUGGUCAUGUAGUGGGACCAGAGUCGUUGACUGCAUGGUGCAGAAGUCUGUUAAGUGCCGGAAAAUUCGAAUUCCGUUGUCCUUACAAGGAAACACCGUCCUCCCCAUUUUGUGACCGACUGUGGGAAUUCUUUACUAUAAAGAGAUUAGCCGUGCUUACGAAGGCCGAAAUAAAGGAGUUUGAGACAAAAACAACCGAAAACUAUUUGCGAAAAGCAGUAGGGAUUCAAGAUUGCCCGAGUUGCAAGUCGUAUUGUGAAAGAAAGCGUAAAACUGACCAAAGGGUCAUCUGCCCGAUUUGCACAAAGGAGAAGGGCAAAUUGUACGAAUUCUGCUGGUUUUGCUUGAAGCCUUGGCUUACUGCUGGAAACGGAACCAAAGAUUGUGGAAACGCAUGUUGCACUGGCGAAGAUCCUCGAAAAAAGAUAAUUAAGGAUUGUCCUAAGAAGACUGUCAUUGGAGUUCCAAAUUGUCCAGCAGUACGAGCAUGCCCAUCGUGUGGCUUACUCAUUGAGCAUAAAGAUGCUUGUAAGCAAAUGGAAUGUCCAUGCGGACAAAAGUUUUGCUUCAUUUGCCUACAGAAGGCUAAUGCAAGAGGGCAGUAUCAGUGUGGAACUUGGAACUUUAAGUGUGCGAUUGCCCCGAUCCAAACGGUUAUUCCCGGAUCGUAAACUAAACUGGUUAUAAAGUAUGUAACUACGACUUAAAAUUGAAAAUAACGUCAGACUUAUGGUUCACUUGUUUUUUUGUUUGUUUAUUGUAUAAUGACUAUGUAACCCAUAAUCCAAUGUACUGUAUCGAGGUACAGUUAAUGCUUUAUAUGUAUCUGGAUUGUUUUAUUAAAAAUUGAAUGUCAUUUCAUAAGUUACCCCAAUUUUUUAAUUUAAGUAUCCUAUUGUUGUUACAUGUACCAUAAUGAUUAUGUUUGUUUCGUACUGAAAUGUUUCAACUGUGUGUAUAAUUUUAAAUAAACAUACAAUACAU
Molecule: messenger RNA, 4976 nt
Organism: Mya arenaria
Lineage: Eukaryota; Metazoa; Mollusca; Bivalvia; Myida; Myidae
Exons: 5
Coding region: 3608-4663 (351 amino acids)
Molecular function (GO): protein binding
Source: RefSeq, a predicted model, not a curated record